Messenger RNA from Hevea brasiliensis (rubber tree), 3036 nucleotides. RefSeq lists its product as uncharacterized. Gene Ontology annotation, biological process: spliceosomal complex assembly; protein deubiquitination; mRNA processing. Gene Ontology annotation, molecular function: cysteine-type deubiquitinase activity; zinc ion binding. The record is from RefSeq and is a predicted model, not a curated record. The coding region runs from base 1087 to 2751 and encodes 554 amino acids. Lineage: Eukaryota; Viridiplantae; Streptophyta; Magnoliopsida; Malpighiales; Euphorbiaceae. The transcript is spliced from 9 exons.
CCAAAACCGUGCCCUUUUUUGGGCUGAGGGUUACAUCAUCCUCAACAUUUUCUUUCGUCGAAGAUCCUCGACGCUUCGCCCCUCAUUUGUUGCUGCUGCUGCCCCUCUUCUUAUCUCCUUCCUUCACCUAUCUCGUCUAAUGAAUCACUCUUCCUCUGCUGCCAUUGUCACUCUCUUCACGGUCACUCCAUAGACGGUUGUUCACACGACGAUGGUGCUUUUCCACUGGUUCGACUCUCUCUCUCUCUCUUUUUUUUUUCUCUCUAAACUUUAUUUCAAUUUGAAACUUGUGGCUGUGUAGUGAGGUUUCUGAGGGAACCUAUAGCGCGUGACUAACAAUCUUUAGGUGGCCAGAGGCUGUAACCCUUAGUGCUAAUGUCAAUAUGAGGUAAUCAUUUGGUUGAUCAUUACUGUCUGUCUAUAAUGUAACUAUGUUUCAAAUGGAUGGAUUGUUGUAUGAAGUUCUUUUAUAGUUUAUUUGAUGAGCUAAUACGUUUUAUAGUGUAAUUAUAGUUUAGAAAUGGAAUGGUGUUUGUAGUGAAUUAUUCAUGCAGUCUUUAUUAAAAUUUCUGUUUUUUUUUUUUUUUUUAAAAGAACGGAUUUUGGUGGGUUUAGGUAGUAGGCGGGUAUUUAAUUGGGUUUGGACCGUUACAGGCAGUAGGGAUGUUUCUGUUUGGGUAGAGUAAUUCUUCUAGUACCCUAUUCAAUGCAAUUCCUUGCCGCAAAGGAUUAAUUUUUAUCAGGUUUGGCAUGUGUAUGUAGUGGGAACAAUUUAUGUGGAUACCUCUUUAACUGUGGGGAGUUUCUAUGAUAACUUUGAUUUUUAGGAAGUAAAUCAUACUCUGUCAAUAACUACCAUUAGAUGAAUUGUUAAAAUUCAAUUCAAUAGUGUAAUAUAUAAUAUAAAAAGUAUAAUCAAAGCAAGUUAAAAUCAAAAUAACUAUAGAAGACGCCUUAACUAUGUUAUGACUUAUCAGAUUAUAAUAAUUUAUUUGUGAACUUUAGUUUUCAAAAGUUUCAGUUUCCCUAUAAUUAGCCACUUUGUGAUAUAAUAAAGAAAACAAAACAAGAAGAGAAGAUAAUACUAUGGAGAGCAAGAAAGGUUCCCCAAAGCGGCGAAGAUUGGUUGAACACAACUCUCCUUCUGUAUUUCCUUCUCCACAAAUCAUUGAUAACCCACUUGUGCCCUACAAUGAUGAUGAAGACGAUGAAAGAAGAGAAUACAAUAACCAUAAUAGACCAGGUGAAUGUGGACAAAAUGUAGCAGGCAAUGGCUAUCAAGGUCUAGAAGAAGAUGAUGAUGAUGAUGAUGAUGAUGAUGGACAAGGGUCCAAUCAAGAGAUCCGGAGGAGUCAAAUUGAGCCUCGUGAAGAUUGCCCCUAUCUUGAUACAGUGAAUCGUCAGGUGUUGGAUUUUGAUUUCGAGAAAUUUUGCUCUGUCUCUUUGUCAAACCUGAAUGUGUAUGCGUGUUUGGUUUGUGGGAAAUAUUACCAAGGGAGAGGGAAGAAAUCCCAUGCAUAUACUCAUAGCCUUGAAGCUGGACACCAUGUCUACAUUAAUCUUCAGACUGAGAAAGUUUACUGCCUUCCUGAUGGAUAUGAAAUUAUUGACCCAUCACUAGAUGACAUACGGCAUGUUCUGAACCCAAGGUUUACUAGGGAUCAGGUUGAGCAACUUGACAAAAAUAGACAAUGGUCCAGGGCACUUGAUGGGUCUGAUUAUCUUCCUGGAAUGGUGGGCCUGAAUAACAUUAAAGAGACUGAUUUUGUCAAUGUCACUAUUCAGUCUCUAAUGAGAGUUACACCCUUAAGAAAUUUCUUCCUUAUCCCUGAAAAUUAUCAGCAUUGCAGAUCUUCUCUUGUUCAUCGUUUUGGAGAACUCACGCGGAAGAUAUGGCAUGCUAGGAACUUUAAAGGACAGGUGAGCCCGCAUGAAUUUCUCCAAGCAGUUAUGAAAGCCAGUAAAAAACGGUUUCGCAUAGGGCAACAGUCUGAUCCUGUGGAGUUCAUGGCAUGGCUUCUUAAUACACUACAUGCAGAUCUUAGAACUUCUAAGAAAAAUAACAGCAUCAUUUAUGAGUGCUUUCAGGGGGAGCUAGAAGUUGUAAAAGAGAUUCCUAGCAAAGUUAUAGCUGAUAAGAAGGAAAAUGGUGAUGCCCAGAAUGGCAUUCCAAAAAAUACUGAUGGUGGGAAUGAACAUCAUGAUGUUGUCACAGAAACAUCUAGAAUGCCAUUCUUGAUGCUUGGACUAGAUUUGCCACCACCGCCUCUAUUUAAAGAUGUGAUGGAAAAGAAUAUAAUACCCCAGGUUCCUCUGUUCAAUAUACUGAAGAAAUUUGAUGGUGCGAUGGUGACUGAAGUUGUCCGCCCUUGUGUAGCCCGGAUGAAAUAUCGAGUCACUAGAUUGCCACAGUAUUUGAUACUCCAUAUGCAGCGGUUCAAAAAGAACAACUUUUUUAUUGAGAAAAAUCCAACCUUAGUCAACUUUCCUGUGAAGAACUUGGAACUGAAGGAUUAUAUGCCUUUGCCAAUGCCUAAAGAGAAUGAGAAAUUGCGUUCCAAGUAUGAUUUGAUUGCCAAUAUUGUUCAUGAUGGAAAACCCAAGGAAGGAUUCUAUAGAGUUUUUGUGCAGCGGAAAUCAGAGGAGCUAUGGUAUGAGAUGCAGGAUCUGCAUGUUUCUGAAACUCUUCCCCAAAUGGUUGCACUAUCUGAGGCAUAUGUGCAGAUAUAUGAGCAGCAGCAGUGGCAUUAGGGGGGAAUCCAUUAUUGUCUGUAGUUCAUUAUAGGUACAUGGAGUUUUUAACUUCUAUAAAUGUUUGCAAGAAAAAGAUCAGAACGAGAAGACUUGAGUUAGGAAAAAUAUUGAAUUUUGAUUGAAGAAAUUAGUUAAAUCUGUUGACAUGAAAAGAAUCCAUCUUUGGGAAACAUGUAACUUACCUUGAAACUUGAUUUCAUUUCCCAAUAUGAGAUGUACAGUAUUGCGAAUGCAGCAGCUAUCAUGUUUGAAAGAAAUUCAAUUUCUGGUUUUGGGAGUUGA